Messenger RNA from Portunus trituberculatus (swimming crab), 3893 nucleotides. Its product is annotated as methylmalonic aciduria and homocystinuria type D homolog, mitochondrial-like. Gene Ontology annotation, biological process: cobalamin metabolic process. The transcript has 8 exons. Bases 336 to 1295 code for a protein of 319 amino acids. The record is from RefSeq and is a predicted model, not a curated record. NCBI's taxonomy places the organism in Eukaryota, Metazoa, Arthropoda, Malacostraca, Decapoda, Portunidae. Gene Ontology annotation, cellular component: mitochondrion.
CGCAGGCCUCACAAAUAACACACAUUUAACAACAGCACAAUCCACUGUCACGAGGACAAUACCAGUCCUUUAAAAACAAACUAAAGAAAUUACACUAUAGCAAGUACCGAGAUGAACAAGGAGCCGAAGUGUAGAGUACCCGAAGGUGGAGAGUUGAAGGCUGCCAGCUGGUCCCUUCUCUGUGGCUGUGUGGAAAACUACUGUGAUACUUGCUGAGACGCUGUGAGGCUGCCAAAAGUAAGACGUGUUGAGUGAGCCAGCAAGGAAGCAUCUCAGCUCAGCCUGUUUGUCCAUUGAAGCACUUCUGCCACCAGUCUUGCAGGGCAGCUCUAGUGAUGGCAGCUCGGCUGCUGUACUCUGGCGACCGUGUAGUAACAGUUUCAGCGAGGAGUCUGCGUUCGCUGUGUGCCGGCCGCAGGUUAUUCUCCAGCCAGGGCAGCAACAACUCCAACGAAGCCACCCCCUCGCCUGAUGUCAAGGAGGUAGCCACAGGUACUUGCACUUCAGAGCAAUUGGACACAUGGUUGGACAUCCGAGCAGGUAUUUUUGGCCCCAGUGACCAGCGACUGCCCCUGCCCGGCAAUGUGGGGCUGAGUCAACACCUCGGCACCCCCACCCGUGCCCCACCCCCACCACAGCUCACCUCUGUCCUGCCCCGAGCCCCCAUACCCGACAUUCUCACCUACAAGACCAACCACGAAAACCAACUGCAGGCGCUGGGUCAGUGCAGCCCUGAGGAACUGCCAGACUUUGAGGAGUCCACCAAAGCAGCCCCUGCCAUGCCUCCUCACCCUGCCGACGUGCUGGAGUGUAAGGUGCAGAAGUGCCCUGACCUCAUCAAGAAAGACUUCCUGGACCUGUUUCCGGGCCGCAACCUGAGGGAUGGUCCACUAUCUGUGGUGACGCUGAGCCAGAGGACCAAGCACGACAUGAGCUGCUGGUCCGAGGACAUGGAGAAUGAGAGGGAGGAGCUGCAGCUUUAUUUUAUCCUUGCUGCGGAGGAUAUCUGUGCCAUCCUACAGCGUGAGGGUUACUGGGCGGACUUCAUUGAUCCAGCAUCUGGCCGCCCUUUCCUAGGCCAGUUCACUAACUCCACACUCUUCGAGACGGACGAACGUUACCGCCACCUGGGCUUCCGAAUAGACGACCUGGGAUGCUGCAAGGUCAUCUCUCACCGUAACUGGGGCACACACGUGUUUGUGGGUGCCAUCUUCACCAAUGCUCCCAUGGACUCUGAGGUGCUGGAGCAGGCACUCACCAAGCACGAGAGGAGCCGCUCCCCCACUGAACACUAACCCCAGCAUGGGUUAGUGACUCUCUCCACCCUGUUGUCUGUGAUGCCGAGCUGAAGACUGCUGUGGCAUGACUUGCCUCCUGUUACUAUCGCUGCACUGUGCUGCAGAAGAAGACAACUUUGGCUGUCUACUUAAGGAAAUAACUUAGUUGGGCAAUGUUAAAUUUUUAGUUUUGCACCAGCUUGACCUAAAGUAUUUAAGUGCUUGAAGUGGCUCAUGUUUUGGCUUGCUCAUGUUAGGUUUGCGGCAGCACAGGAAGGAGAGUAGAGAAGCAGCAGGGAACCACUGUAGUUUUCAUGCUUAGUAAAGGUGCUGCCACCCAGGCAUAACCCCAGCAGUGUGAUGCUCCUGUUGCCUGCUGGGGAAGGGAACCACUUGCCAAGGAACAGUGCCAUCUUGAGAGCGAGUGCAGGGAAUUCCUUCCCAAUGCUUGAAGAGACAUGGGGCAUGUGGUUGUAAAUGUGCAGUAUUGGGCUGGCACCUUUAGAAUGAGAGCGUGAUGGUUCUUACCGUGUGAUAUCAGUCCACCAGGAUUGUUCUCUGUAGUGUUAUUAUGUACAUACUGUAAAUGGAGCUUAAUCUGAUGUGAACUUUCUGUGUAUCUUGCCAGUCGGUGUGAAGAGAGAACAUUCUAUCAUGAUCUGUCCUAGUAAGUAAUUCUUUGCAGAUUACAUCCGUUAUUCUAUCUCGAUGAUUUACGCAGAUUGUUUUGACUAUCAUGUCUCGGUGAUUUAAGUCUUUACGAUCAAGUCUACUGUUUUUAACAUUAUUGUUGAUAUCAGUCAGUCAUCAGUCACUCAUUUGUGCAAAGGGACACUUGAGAAGGAAAUAUUGUUGAAGCAAGAUAGAAUGUGGCACUGGAUGACUUUUUUUGGUUACUUAGAAAACUUUUAUGUGAAGUAAAUGUACAAAAAUAUAAUCUUCCAGUAGCACGGUACAUAUAUUUCCUCUCAGGUGGGCAGGGGACCAAGCCUGGGCUGCUCACCUGUCUGGUUCAUUAGUGUGCACAUCCUCAAUGGUUACCAAGAUGACUGACCACAGCUUAGUACAAACUCCACCAGUCAUUGUCAGCACUGAUGUAAUCUGUUAGCUCACUGGCUCCAGACCUUUGUGGCAUUGUGUCAGUGCAGUGGUGAGGCUCCUGACCUGCCUCUGUGGUGACCCCUCCUACCAUUCACCUCAGCUGUGUAGUGAUAACCCCUCCCACCACUGAACACUGCAGUGUGAAAGUCACUUCUCUAAGCAAGUACACAUCAUCAUUGUAGAGGUGUCUUCCCCCUGCCACUCUAAACCUCAGUGUGGUGGUGACCACUGCCAGCCACCGUACACCACCUCACCCUCAAUCUCACACAUGUAAUGCACACCGAAGGCUUGUUGGUGAUGACUGGUGACACAUUGAUGCCCGUAUCUCACGGUCACGUAUACCCGCGACAGCGUGUCGCGCGUCUGGAAUAUUGACGACCGCGUCGCAGAAAAUGCAGAUUUUCAGAGAACGGCAGGUCAUCGGGAAUGAUCCAAGACCGUUGUCCAUUUCCCUCGACUGGAAGACCGUUGUGGAAAGACUGUAAUGAACAUACUCCACAAAAAUACUGAAGUAUUUUUUAUAAUGCUUUAUUUGGCAUAUAUCAUCAAUAUAAUGCUGUAAUUUUUCAUAAUUUGUAUACCCAUCACUUAUACGAUAUUUAUUAAUUACCUACAGAUAGUAUCGGAUUUUGUUUUGAUUUGUUUACCACCACAAGUGCUGGACUAGCCACCUUCGCGUCCAAAUCCUUACCUUCCUUUUUAAUUUGUUCUGCUCUUGCAGUGCAAUUCCAUAAAGUCCAACAGCUAAGACAGCGUGGUCAACUGGGUCCAUUGUGUUCAGUGGCGCUCCGCCCGGGUUUGUUGUUGUUGUGGUGGUGAAGGUCUCGGAUGGAAGAUCAACGCUGUGUGCUAUGUUUCCUGCGAUCUGAUCGUCGAACAUACUGGUCGCGCGACACGCUGUCGCAGGUAUACGUAACCGUGUGAUACAGGCAUAACAAGGUGUGAAGAAGUUUUCUUCAAACACUUUUAAAAAUUGAAAAAAUGUAAAUUGGAAUCAACGAGAUUUCAAGUUAUUUCCUUCACUUCAUACAUUUUCAAGAUAUUUAUUUGUAAAUACAAUUUCUGUAUUAUGGAAUUAGGAUGAAAACUAAAUUAUUUUAUUGGUAACUUCAAAGUUUUGCUGUGCUUCACACUCUUUAGCACGAGUAUUACCUCACCACAGACAAUAUCAUUAUUACUCUGAACUUGGACAUCCUCACACUCCCCGUGAGGAAAGUAAUGAACAAUAUACUUAUUUCUUAUUAAGUAACUCUGGAAUAUCUAAAAUUCUUUUCAAGUAGCAUUUCUGAUUGUAUUUUUCCGUUUCACUUUUCUCUGUGAGUCUGUGAAAUGUCUUGAAGUAACACAGCCUCCCUAGCCAGUGCAGUGUCCACAGAGGUGAGGAGCUGCUGUGCCAGGACCUGUGAGGCAGAUGUAAGGUUCAUGUACAGAGGAGAGUUGUUCAUCCUAGUGUGAGGCUACAACCAAUCUGUGUAGCAGUGAAUGAAGGAGAAAAGUAAAUGUAUAUGCAUCAUU